AUGUGUGCCCUUGCUUUUUAUGCACUCCUCAGGGUCGGAGAGAUCACGGAGCAGAKAUURGGCUCUUCCCCGCCCAUUCAGUUUGACCAAUUAACAUUUGAAGGCGAGGGUAGUCAUGUUUCCUCUAUUAGAUUAACCUUUAAGGAUUUCAAACAUAACUACAAUAGGCGCCCCUUCUCUAUUACUAUUAACCGSCAGACAUCAYAYUGUCCUGUUGWRAUGUUACUGAACUAUUUAACUUUACGGGRCAGUAAACCAGGUCCAUUGUUUGUUCUCCCUUGCGGUGAAGCUAUUCCACGCUCAGUUUUUGAUAACUUUUUAAAGACUGCUAUUUGUUAUUGUGGAUUAGACUCGUCUUUAUACAAAGGUCAUAGCUUCAGGAUUGGAGCAGCUUCACAUGCAGCUAGUAAAGGGCUUUCGGAUGCCCAGAUCAGAAUAUUAGGUCGUUGGCAGUCAAAUGCCUUUACAAAAUACAUUCGUAUUCCAUCUAUGAACAACUGA
Exaiptasia diaphana is the source of this 501-nucleotide messenger RNA. RefSeq lists its product as uncharacterized. Lineage: Eukaryota; Metazoa; Cnidaria; Anthozoa; Actiniaria; Aiptasiidae. The record is from RefSeq and is a predicted model, not a curated record. Bases 1 to 501 code for a protein of 166 amino acids. Gene Ontology annotation, molecular function: DNA binding. The transcript has a single exon. Gene Ontology annotation, biological process: DNA integration; DNA recombination.